GGGAGGGUGGGGGUGAGGGGGGGCCUCUCUAGCUCGCGGCCCGUGUCUAUGGUCUGGCCCGUAGCGUCCUGCUGCCCGGGACCGAUCCCCGGUGUAUGGCGCCGCAGGAACCGGCUCCCGGGCCCAGAUAAGGGGCCACCUCCGCAGCUCUUGGCCGGGCGAGAGAUCUCCCUGCUCCGAGAAUGGCUACCUCCCGCUAUGAACCGGUGGCUGAAAUCGGUGUCGGUGCCUAUGGGACGGUGUACAAGGCCCGAGAUCCCCACAGUGGCCACUUUGUGGCCCUCAAGAGUGUGCGAGUUCCCAACGGAGGGGGAGCUGGAGGGGGCCUUCCCAUCAGCACAGUCCGCGAGGUGGCCUUACUGAGGAGGUUGGAGGCCUUCGAGCACCCCAAUGUUGUACGGCUGAUGGAUGUCUGUGCUACCUCCCGAACUGAUCGAGACAUCAAGGUCACCCUCGUGUUUGAGCAUAUAGACCAGGACCUGAGGACGUACCUGGACAAGGCACCCCCACCAGGCUUGCCAGUCGAGACCAUUAAGGACCUGAUGCGACAGUUCCUAAGUGGCCUGGAUUUUCUUCAUGCAAAUUGCAUUGUCCACCGAGACCUGAAACCAGAAAACAUUCUGGUGACAAGUAAUGGGACAGUCAAGCUGGCUGACUUUGGCCUGGCCAGAAUCUACAGCUACCAGAUGGCCCUGACACCUGUGGUUGUUACUCUCUGGUACCGUGCCCCUGAAGUUCUUCUGCAGUCAACAUACGCAACACCCGUGGACAUGUGGAGUGUUGGCUGCAUCUUUGCAGAGAUGUUUCGUCGAAAGCCUCUCUUCUGUGGAAACUCUGAAGCUGACCAGUUGGGCAAAAUCUUUGAUCUCAUUGGAUUACCCCCAGAAGAUGACUGGCCCAGAGAGGUAUCCCUGCCCCGAGGGGCCUUUUCCCCCAGAGAGCCGCGGCCGGUGCAGUCGGUGGUGCCAGAGAUGGAGGAAUCUGGAGCUCAGCUGCUGCUGGAGAUGCUGACUUUUAACCCACAUAAGCGGAUCUCUGCCUUCCGAGCCCUGCAGCACUCUUACCUACACAAGGAAGAGAGUGACCUAGAGUGAGAAGAGUAGCCACCUCUCCUCUCCUUGGAAGCGGCUUCGAAAACCUCAACCUGUGCCUUCCUCUGGGGCUGUGGAGACACCUCCAGUUUUUUACAGAGAAUAUUUUAACCCUUAAAUGGCAUUCCCCCUC
Messenger RNA from Mesocricetus auratus (golden hamster), 1224 nucleotides. RefSeq names its product cyclin dependent kinase 4 (gene Cdk4). Gene Ontology annotation, molecular function: ATP binding; cyclin binding; cyclin-dependent protein serine/threonine kinase activity. The record is from RefSeq and is a predicted model, not a curated record. Gene Ontology annotation, biological process: signal transduction; G1/S transition of mitotic cell cycle; regulation of G2/M transition of mitotic cell cycle. The transcript is spliced from 8 exons. Gene Ontology annotation, cellular component: cytoplasm; nucleus; cyclin-dependent protein kinase holoenzyme complex. Lineage: Eukaryota; Metazoa; Chordata; Mammalia; Rodentia; Cricetidae. Bases 183 to 1094 code for a protein of 303 amino acids.